Molecule: messenger RNA, 8728 nt
Organism: Lepisosteus oculatus (spotted gar)
Lineage: Eukaryota; Metazoa; Chordata; Actinopteri; Semionotiformes; Lepisosteidae
Product: SH2 domain-containing adapter protein F-like
Molecular function (GO): phosphotyrosine residue binding
Source: RefSeq, a predicted model, not a curated record
CGGAGCUCCAGCUUUCUGUGAUCCGGCUAUCAGUGCGUGUGUGAGUGGCAGGAGAACGCAGAGUGUAUCGGUUCUGCGCACUUCUGCUUAGUGGAACAAGGACCGAAUUUGAACUGCUGAGAUAAGCAACAAUUUAGGAGGAGUCCAGGACGCAGGUACACGCUACAAAGAAGAAACUUGGAAAGAAAAGUGGAGCAAAAAACAAAAAAGAAACAAAUCAACCAGACUUGUGAGCAAUGCGCUGGCAGCAUGGCCAGAUGGUUCAAGGAGCACCUAGGAUUCAAAACCACCAAAGCGCCCCCUCCGGCUCCCCCGAAACCGGACUACAGGCACUGUCACCCGGCUGCGCCCGGUACACCCGGUUACCAUCACCAGCAGCAGCCAAGCGCUGGGGCUACACAUUACCUGAGCCCCGCACAACCAGACAUUCUCGCAGCCUACAAGCUACAGAAGGAACUAGACUUCGAGGACCCAUACACAGGCAGCGGAGGGAGUUCGUUCCCAGGGGGCCUGAGCUCUUCUGGGUCGCCAGACAUCAAAUACGUCUCCCCCAAGCACCGGCUCAUCAAGGUGGAAACAGUCGAGAAGAGCACCCCAAGUCCAGGCAGUGGCAGCACUUCGGCCCCUACUGUUUGUGCUGUGAAUGUGAAAUCACCCACGUCACCUCCAGCAGAGCAGGAAAACAAACAAGAGAAGCUCAUUAUCCUAGAGGACUACGCAGAUCCCUUUGAUGCCAAGCAAGCCAGCGGGACCCAGGCUGUUCAGGAGAAAGUCACAGAGAACGAUGGCUACAUGGAGCCGUAUGAAGCUCAGAAAAUGAUGGCUGAAAUACGCGGAGGCAGAGGGCCAAAGGAUGGACCAGUCAGGCAGCUGCACCUCUACGAUACCCCAUAUGAGCCAACAGAGAAUGGCAGUGACUCGGACCUUGAGCGAGGAGGCUCUCGUCCUCCCAGAGAAAGCCGUCUGCCCCAGGACGAUGAGCGACCGCCUGAGGAGUACGAUCAGCCCUGGGAGUGGAAGAAGGACAGAAUAUCAAAGGCAUUUGCAGCUCUGCUUUGUUAUAACUGCAUUAGCUACGGGGGCGCUGUAACUUGCAUUGGAUCUGAGCCUUGGGAGAGAAAAGAGGACAACGUCUCUAAAGCCCACACAGUAGAGAUUAAAGUGAUCAAGGACUUGCCAUGGCCCCCUCCGGUAGGUCAGCUCAAUAGCAGCCCCCCUGCAGACGGCGGAGAAGCCCCCCCUCAGCCCUCCCAGCCGUCGCCUGGCCAGUCUUCCUCUGACGAUCACCACGUUCAAUUUGAUGGUGUUGAGAAGUCUCGCGUGUCACCAACCAAGGACUGCAAGGCACGCCCACCUCAGCGGCACUCAAGUGGGUGCCUGGUGAGUACGAAGCUGGGCUCCCUGGACCAUGGCACCUCCCUGGGAGAGCGCAUCGACCCCACCCUUCCCCUUGAGAGCCAGUUUUGGUACCAUGGCGCCAUCAGCAGGACAGAUGCAGAGAACCUUUUGCGUCUGUGCAAGGAGGCCAGCUACCUGGUGAGAAACAGCGAAACCAGCAAGAACGACUAUUCUCUCUCCCUCAAGAGUAACCAGGGCUUCAUGCACAUGAAACUGUCAAGAACCAAAGAGAACAAGUACAUCCUUGGACAGAACAGCUCUCCUUUUGACAGUGUACCUGAGAUAAUUCACUUCUACUCAAGUCGAAAGUUGCCAAUCAAGGGGGCUGAGCACAUGUCCCUGCUCUACCCUGUGGCGAUUAGGACGCUAUAGCGCAGUUCCUGCAAAGGAGAGGGCCACCACUAGAGGGCAGCAGAUAUAGAGCCUGCCACUGAAUGUCACUUCCUCUCAACAACUAAAAGGUCAUUUUUCCUGGGACUGUCUGGAUCUGUGGAGUUUCCCAUUACUUCACCCAAUCAUAAAAUCUGCAGGAACUAACAGACACCAGUCUGGUGAAGAGGUAACUAGUAAACCAGACUAGUUUCUUUAGUUGCCUGUAUUAUUUUUGCAUUUUUUGUUAUUGAUGGGGUGUGUGUGCGUGGAGGUGUGUGCAUAAAUUAUUAAUAAUAUCCAUGAUGAUAAUUGUGAAUAAAAUAACUUUCUUUCUAUCUUAAUGUCAGACAAGAAGCAGAUAGGCAGGUAGUGUUGUUCAUUACUGGUUAAUGACAGUGAUGCGUUUAUUCGGUAUUACUCACUGAUUGGACGAGUGAAGUAUCCAGUGUCCUUUGCCUACUGCAGUGUCAACAAGAUCUGUCUCUCAUGCAUUCCUUUUAGGCCUUUAGAAUACCUUCCUAAAUUAACAUGUUCUGCAGUGAGAGGGAUAGUAAAGAAAACUAUAUUGAGAAUACCUUGUGCUUGAUGGAGGUUGGUUUUGGCUGAGGUGCAUAAAAAUCUCAACUUACUGAAUUCUUCCUUUAUUUUGGAAAUUACCCACACCACACUUGCAAAUCUGUAUUGUUGGUAAUGCUUAUUCUACACAGAAUGAUUAGAGACUAUAAACUUAAUUGACACUGGCUCAGUGAGUAAAGACAGAUGUAGCAACUGUUUUGCACUGAAGUGUAAUGUGUGGUAUUUAAUGAAAGGAACUGAACGAAGCCUUUAAUGAGACACAUUGGUAAUUUUAAAUGAACAACUUUGAUGGUAUUUCAAACCAUAUGGUUAACAAUUUGACCUCAGGAUAUCACAAAUGUUUCUGGAUUCAUGUUUUGUUUUUCCUCACAAUUUUUUUUCUCCAUCUGCAAUUAAAAAUUUAAGACCCCUUUUCAGUUUGACAUGUACCAUUGCAGUUGCUUUUAACUUUUUCUCAUUUUAACAGCUUGUUAUUCCUUUCUUCAAACAUGGAACAGGUUUUACUUCAGUAGAACACUAUUUGUGAGUGCUUUAGUGUUGUGGACAUCAGUUUUGGACUUGGGAAGUGGUAACGAAAUGAGAAAAAAAUUAUAAUAUAGGUAUGAUGUAACAUCUUUCAUGAAAUGUUACAGGAGAGAGUCUGAGUUCCUUAACCGCUUCUUUCAUGUUUGAAAUCUUGCUCGUAGAGAGUCCUUGAUCUGGGGAAAUUGUUCAUUGUUUGGGGAAAUGCUGUUCCUCUGCAACUAGCUGAAUAAAUAUACUGUAAAUGAUGUACCUCAGUUGUAAGGACCCUCUGCAAUACAGUCCUAAACUGUCUCUGGGCAAAACUUGAAAAUUAGAACAGAUAACAACGAUAGUGUUAGUCAUACUGUAAAUGCAACCUAUUUGGUGACAUUUGAAUCUAAACUAGGGAUUACAAAUCCAAAACAAAACCACAGUCACCCCAGGUUGCUAGUUAUUGAAUUUGAUUUCUCUUUUCAUCCUUUUAAACUGAACAAAGUGCUUUUUAGAGUAUUAAGAAGUUUCACUGUGCAUGUUUCCCAGUGGUUUAAAUUCCCAAAUGAAAGUGCCUUUUAACUUUAUUGCAAGGCAGAUUCAAUACAGUUGUAGUGAUGUCAACUUCGUGGUUGACAUGAAGGUCAUUUCAAGAACUUCCUCUGAUCGUCUGUAGCCAGUCCUGGUCCUGGAGCUCCACUGCACUAUUUUGUUUGGUUACAUUUCAUUAAUGAUUAAUUUGGGGCUGUAUGAAGUCUUCAAUAUUUGUGUUGAACAGUUUAUGUAACUUCUAAAGCACAGAACUAGAUUAGAAAGUCCCAUGCUGUCUAUGACAAAAAGAUUUCUUCCUGUUCAAAUCUGUCUGUUACACCCCUUUCUGCUACACACAUUACCAGAAAAAUCAAGAAGUGACACCAUUUUCUGAAGCUAGUUAUCCCACUUUCUGAAGAAAUUAGUUGUGAAAUCAAGAGUUGAUUUGGUAUAUACCUGUUUGGGGGGGAAAAAAAGUUAACAGCAAGCAUUGGCUAGUAGUAAAUAUUUCUACAUUUAAUCUGAAGCAGUGGUUUCAGGUAAGAUAAAUAAACGUUACAUUAUUAAAAACUUAAUGAUGAUUUAGUGAUUUAUUUUUGUAUUUUUCUUUUGCUAAUGUGAGUGGUUACAGCAAGAUUUUUCACACAUGUACAUUUUGUGAAAAGUCCUUAGAAUUAUGUUUGCCUUCAGUAGUUAAAUUUGAAUUGGAAAUUUGGUGAGUUAACAAGGAUGUUGGAAUGCUGCCCUUUUAAAAGGUUCUUUAUAAUUAAGUACAUCGACAUUUCAAAGCAGCUUUCAUCAGAUUUGCAUACAGUAUUAAAUUUCUCUAGAAGAUGUGAUGACAUUAGUGAUCUUUCAAAUUUCUGAGAGCCCGUGCUUUUUACGUGGUACAGAGUAUAAUUCAGGGGUUAUCAAAACUUUAAAAAUAUUCAUAAUAAUGCUACUGGACUUUGUGUGUGUACGAAUCUGUUAAAUAAAAAUAUGGCUUUUAAAAUUCACCGUUUUAAAAGAUAAUAGAGCAAUGAUUUUUAAGAUGAUACCCUUAUGCCAACAGUAUUGGAGAGUUUUAUGAAUGAGUGUUGCAGUUGAAAUAUUUGCCUGCUGGGACAUUUUUAUAUUGUUUUUUAGCUGUCAAGAGUCUGCUUGACACGAAUGCUCCUAAAUAGAUAUAUACAACAUUCACACACAUCUGCCGGAUUAAAGCGGUUAUCCCCUGAUUAAUUUACUUUGAGUACAAUUCAGUCUUGUACACUUAAAUUAUUUUAAUUACUUUAGCUAAGUGGUCUACUACAUAAUGUAAGGCUAAAGGUGGGGUAAGUUUCUGCUGGCAUGGAUUAUACUUGUAAAGGACAUGAAAUAUUGCUAGUGUACAUAAAUCAUUAAUUCUAAAGGCUAAAAGAUAGAAUAGUGAUGUUUUAAAUAAGCUCUUUGCUUACAAAUACAUGAUGAAUUUUCAAAGGAAUAAAGUGCACUUAAUAUUGCAUGCCAUAUAGUAAGUGGCAACAUGACCAUUAAUAAGUGUGUCUAAUAUGAUGUCACCAUCUGAGGAGGUAAAUGUGAAGGAGUCCACUUUAAAACACGUUACCAUUUUAACCACGGCUACUUGAAUUUAACUAGUGAAAAGCUGUUUUCUGAAAAAAGAUGCAUUUGUUGCCUUUAUAGUUCUUCACCAUUUUUAAAGAUAAGCUAAGUAAAGAUCCUUUUAAAUGAGUGAAAUCAACUUCUACACCAUUGAAUUGGAACCACUUUGAAGUGGAUGAAUUAAAUUUACCUGCAAUGUCUACCUCAGAAAAUCAAUCUCAUUCAGCCAUUUUUGGAUCAGUAGGUACAAGGGAAUUACAAAUAUUGACUUUUUUCUAGCAGUAAUUUACACAAUACUGUUUUUAUAUGUAAUCCUCCACAUGAUUAAAAAAAAAACAAAAUUACACUAUUAAAAUAGCUCUGAUAAACAGGGCUGUAGGUGUAGUUGUUAAUGUUAUUGCCCAACUCAAUCUUAGUAUGACGCGGUAUUGGUUAAUCCUUAAUCUGCAUAGUAAAUUGAGCAAAGAAAGGCCUAAUGAAAUAACUUACUUUUUUCUUUCAUUUCAAAUGACAUAUAAUUAUGGAGAAAGUUUACAGGAAAUUAGUUUCAAGUUGUUGGAACCUGAAUAGCAGUGUUGGGUUUAUUUUCAUUGUCAUUGUGCUUUGGAGAGGGCUGUACAGGAAAGCAGUACUACACCCUGCACUGCAGUGCGAUUCAGAUUUUUCCUGCCCUUGAAGAGAACUCCAGCCUUGUCUUGAUUAGUUACAGCCUCAAUGCCCUAAUUCUUUUAUAGCCUCAGGGUAGUUAAAGGCCACAUUUGACCAAGGAAUCGGCAGUGAAACAGUAAUUAUGCAAAAAAACUGAUUUACCAGAAUACCCUUGUUCCCCAUAGGAACUGUGUAAAUGGACACUUAUCUCUGUUCUCUGCACCACAUAUUUAAAUGUUUUUUUUAAAUCCCACUUGAAACAGAAAAGCAAAGCCUGUGAGGCAAAUAAAUUGUUUUUAAACCCCAUUUCCUAUCAUACUGCAUGAUCUGGUACAAUCAUCGAGUUUAUACUUGUUUCAGAAUGCUGAUGUUAACUUAUAUUUUAUCGUUUAGGUUCAGGAAAUUGUCUCGAGUCCUCUCAGUGAUGGGGAUUGGCGGUGAAGCCCCUCACUCUUUUCAUUGCCAGUGAGGUAGUUGUAAUGAGACACCCAUGCAACUUUUGGCUUGUAGCAGUAGCUGGAGAUGUGCUCAUUUAGUGUUGGCAUAGUUUCUACUCUAAGGAAAAGUAAAGCAGUCUGCAUCUCUGGUUGCACUUCCAGGACACAGAUGGCAUUGCUCCUUUUAAUGUAUUCUUGAGGAGAAAUUCUGUGCUCAUUUUAGUGUAAAGGACAGGAAUUGUUGUUUAUAUCAGCAGCCAUUGAGUCCAGUUUGCAAUAACAAAGCCAGCUGAAGCAGAGAGCAACAAUAAUUGUAUGAUAUCUGAAGGAUAAAGCCUACCAAACCAUGACGUACCAAGAAAGAGGCUUUAAAAAGAAGGGUUUGCAACUCUCUUACUGUAUGUGUAUCAGACUGCAGUUAGGCUGAAGUUUCUAUACACAGCAAGCAUCAGCCCACAGAGUUAAUGAAUACUCUCCUCAGGUCGUGAUUGGUUGAGCUGAUCUUCAAGAUUUAUAAUGCGGUUAAAGAAUAAUGGGAAAAGCAAUUUAAAUGAGAAAUAAAAGCCUUCUGGGGAAAGGCAUAUUUGCUCAUUACACAGUAGUUUGCACAUUAUUCUUUUUCUUUAACUAUGUAGAAAAGAUCUUGCCAAUGGAAAGAUGUUCUCCACAGGACAGCACUGCAAUGCCAAAAGGAGAAAGCUGUUAAGGUCAGAUGUUUACUGGAGUAAUCCCAGUAAGUUAAAGACCAUUUCUCUUUUUAGGUAAUUAACGUUGUAAAACAACAAUACUGUUUAAUUUGAAUCCAAACAAAUCCAAAUCAAUCAGUUACCGCUCUCUGCCUUACAUGAAGAUAUUUGUAACCUUUAUCAAGGAAAAAUAUUAUUCAGUAUCAUAAAACUUUGGGUUUUAUUAUUCUUUACAUGAUUUAUCUUCACCUAUAAUUAAAGCAUAGGCAACUGCCAUAAACAUGGGGCUGAAAACUUGUGACAUGAUUAAAGUAUUCACUACUGUAGCAGUGGACAGAAAUUUCUUUUGUAUGUAGCUAUUGGACUGGAUGUAGAAAAUCAGUAUUUGCAUAAAUUGUAUAAAUUAUGUGUGCUGGAGACGCUGUAUGCAUCUCUACAUACAAGCAGAUACCAGCACAAAAUUGUGUCUCAGCAUAUAGUGAUAUAAUCUGCUAAUGCAAGAAAUAGUGGCUUUGUGAUUUCACUUUACUUUCAUUUUGAAAUGUUACCUGUUACACUAUGAUUGAGGGCUGUAACAUUUUGCCUGUAGAAAAGGGUAGAAAACGAAACUGAACAGCUUUAAUUAUGAAAUCAGUCCAAGCUUUUUUGACUCCGUCUGUAGAGGUGCAAUGUACAUGUUUAAUGUGAACUGCUUUAAAUGUGAAGUCGACAAUAAGUACAGAUGGAGAGGCUGUGGGCACAGUGAAGUCAUGAGACUGUGCUGAUGGAAAGGUAAAGGGAGUCUGACAUCCACUGAUUUUCACCUGCUGUUCAUAGGUUAAAACAUUGUGAUAGAAAAGUCAUGACUUGUUUAGGAACAUUAGAAUUAAUUUAGCAGUAGAGAAGUGCUUUUUAUGAUUUAUAUACAGCAGUCAGCUAGCAAGGUCCGAUCUUGCCUGAGUCUUGAGGAAGGAGAAUGAACGGAACAGCAAACUGUAAAAAAAAAAAAAAAAAAACUGUUGGUACUGAAAUGGUACUGUUUUGAACAGUAAAAUGCUCUCUAUUUAAGUUAACAUUCUCAUGGAGUUGACAUCCUUGUUAAUUUUGUUUUCUACAAUAUAUACUGUACAUCACUACAAACCUCAUGCAUUCUGUUGGUUACACAUAGACUCCAGAUCCAUUAAUUUGUCAGUGGAAGAAUAACUUUUACAAGUUAGUUUGCAUAAGCAAGGAUGAAGGAUGCAGUUCAAGAAAUGUUUGUGUCCUAUAAUAAAUUAUUUUCAUUAUUGGGACAGAAAAGAUGAAACAAAUUCUAUUGAAAUUUUGCAUAGGGUCAUGAAAAUUGGUUCAUCUUUUAUACCCCAAAAGGCACUAGAUGUAAUCAUACAUAAUGCACUUUGUGAACUAAUCUGGGUCAUUUGUUUCCGGUUACUCCUGUAUCACCCAUGUUGCCUGAAAACCAGAUGUGUUUGUAUGCCAUUUAAAUUGUAUUUAAAAUACAAUCUGAAAAUACAAAUAGUUGAUGGACAGUGCUAUGAGCUUAUGUGACCCCAUUUAUAUCUUCCAGCAGAAAGGAAGAAAAGUGUGCUUUUUUGUCCUCUCUAGGAAGCAAUCCCGAAUUAAACUGCCAUUGAAACUAAAGAGAGGUCAGUACAGACUUCUCAGGAUUUUAUCUGGUGUAGAUUCACUGUAUAUUAGCAGACUUUACUGGGUGAAAUACAUACCAGGGGGGGAGCUUUAGAAAUCAGAAUGAGUAGCAUUUUUGUAAUUCUUUCUUGUGAAUUCACAAUUGUACUUUCAGAAGCUUUGAGUGUUUUAAAGUGUGCAGUUGCAUAAUGGCUGGAUGGGUGCACACUUGGGAAUGAGUGGUGUGUGAGUGUGAUUGCAUUUUCAUGUAUGCACUAAUCGAACAUAUCCAUACAGUCCCUCUUCGCCAAAUGUAUAUACUGAAUGUAUUGUAUGGGACAUGGACCAUAAGAUGCAAUGAUUAUUGUAUGGAAAUAAAGUAGAGUUUAUGAGUCUGAA